UAAAACUGACUGAACCCACAGAGCAAUCUCGUGUCUCGUUUGGACAACACUGGAAGAAAGGACGUUUCCCUUUCUCUGCUCUCUCCACUUCCCUCUUCACAGCCACAGCCUGGCCUGGGACUUGAUCUCAGGUUGCCAGGGCAGCUAAAGCAUAACUUAGCCCUCCAUGGAUCUGCCUUACUACCAUGGCCAGCUGACCAAGAGAGAGUGUGAAACCCUGCUCCUCAAGGGAGGGCUGGAUGGCAACUUUCUGAUAAGAGACAGCGAGUCCGUGCCAGGAGUCCUGUGCCUCUGUGUCUCGUUUAAAAAGUUUGUCUACACCUACCGAAUCUUCAGAGAGAAACAUGGAUAUUACAAGAUACAGACGGCGGAAGGCGUUCCAAGACAGAUCUUUCCAAACCUAGAAGAAUUAGUCUCCAAAUAUGAGAAGCCGGGCCAAGGACUGGUGGUUCACCUUUCAAAGCCAAUAAUGAGAAACAGCUUCUGCCAGAGAGGGAGAAGAGCGAAGUCAGAGCCGAAUGUUUACGAGAACACUGACAAGGACUAUGUGGAUAUCUUGCCUUGAGGACAAGGACAUGGGACAAAAACAAGCUAGACGAGAGAUGGCUGGGCUCUCAGUGUCCAUCUAAAUCGCCAAUUUCUAGCAGGUCUCUGAGACCCUCCUGAUCUGGGUAGUGGGAUCUUCUCUACUACAACCUUGGAGAAGUCACUUUCUGCAUGCCUGCCUUCUGGCACACUCACAAGAAGCUACAAAGCCACCACUCACCUGUCACUCUCCUGUCUUGGAAUUGGACAGCCAGAAUCCAGUCUUCUGACUGGUCAGAGGCACCGCCACUGGACCCCGGUUGAUGGCAUCUAAGGACAAUUGGAAGGACAGCUUCAUAGAGAGGAGAGAAUACUCGGCAGUCUGUGACUUUGGACAACACACCCUCUCUAGUGUGGUUGAGUGGUUGAUACACACUAACCUGGACCCUCUCUUGAGCCUGGUUGUCCCAGGUGGAGCUGGGGUCUGAGCAGAGGAAUCAAGGUCUAAGAAUACUGAAGAAGCAAACAUGUCCUCCACCUGUGCAGGUCUUGGUCCUGAUGAGGGCUGUGACCCAUCCAUGUUUCCUUUCCCUUCAGUUUGAGCUAGUCCCUUCUUUUCUUUCUAAGGCUGGCUUUCUGCCAGACAUUCCUAUGGCCACAGUUUUUCCUAAUUCUACAUAUGCAGCAAUCACUUUACCAGCUCUGCCUUCUGAUAAACAUGAUAAAAAUAUUUAUUUUAUUAUUAUUUUUGGUUAGCAUACAGAGAAAUGGGUUUCAUUUCAAUCUUUUUGUACCCUAUAAAUCAUUAUACUCUGGGGUUUUUGUUUGUUGUUGUCUCUCUCUCUCUCUCUCUCUCUCUCUCUCUUUUUUUCUGAGACAGAAUC
This is a messenger RNA of Peromyscus leucopus (white-footed mouse), 1409 nucleotides long. It is a transcript of the gene Sh2d1b, whose product is annotated as SH2 domain containing 1B. The coding region runs from base 167 to 565 and encodes 132 amino acids. The record is from RefSeq and is a predicted model, not a curated record. The transcript is spliced from 4 exons. Lineage: Eukaryota; Metazoa; Chordata; Mammalia; Rodentia; Cricetidae.